GGCUCAACUUUCAUCGCCUCACGUUGGCACAACAAAAUGCUUCUUCUAGCUGCGCAGGUGAACUAGUAGUACAGCAAGGCUCGGCUGUACGUAGUUUUGAAGUAGAUUCUGAAACAAAUAUAUAAAACUGUGAAUUGUCAAACUAUCAACAGCAAAAUGCUCUAUUUCCGCCGAUCAGGAGCAACGACCAUCUUCGCGGCCCUCGCCGCAACCUCAACGACCCUGGUCGUCCAGGCCCGGCGGAAGCCCGGACUCGGCGCGUCGCACCAGAAGAAGUUGCAGACCUUCGUUACCAUCGACGGUAACGCGGAUCAAGAAUACCACGAUGAUGACGCGCACCUCUACCUUGCAGACGAACACGCGGACGAACAUCACGAGGAGCAUGAUGACCACACGUCUUAUUCUGAGUAAAAACGUCCCCACGACCACAGACAUAGUCCAGAUGGGAACUUGGCAACACAAAUCAAAACAAGGUUUGGCUGUUGCGCAUGACAAGUUUGGGCUCGCAGUGUAAUCCUUUACAGCUGGUGCAGCCCGAAGAGAAAUCGACACUGUCUUCCUCAUUCUCGCAUGACAAACUCGUCCCCGUCGAUGAAAUUAGAAAAUGCCUGUCAUGUGGCUGCGCAUGAGAAACUUUUUAGGCAUGCAGAUUUGCAUGACAACUCUGGGGCAAAGACGUUUUUGCACAGGAUACGUCUUUCAUCGAAGUGAAGCGGCCGAAGAAGUUUAAGCAGAAACUGGAUUCCGAGCUUAUGACCCGCACAGACGUGGUUACAAUCUCAGCUGUUACAAUAGAAUCUGGAAAUCUGUGAUGCAAGAACUGCAUGAUCUAGCCUACUCCCAUAGGAUUGCGCAUGACAAGUUUCGGAGUCCCAAAUCCGCCUGAAAUCCGGCAAAAUUUGUAUUACGAAAAGCUCAAUUCGCUCUGCGUUCCUCAUGCUCUUCAUGCAAUACAAAUUCCAGAACCAGAUUCUAUUGUAACGUUUGAGAUUGUAACUUUUGAGCAGGCCAUAGAGCUGAACGACGAGGCGUCCGCCUUCCUCGACGUGAACAAUCUGAAGGAUGACGAGGGGACAAAAACUACGGGGAAGGGUGGCGCGGAGAUCACCGGCAUGGAACUGGAUAUCCAAGAAAAAAACUGUGUAAGUGUAAAUUUGUGUUGCAGAACAUGCAACAGAGCUACACCUGUCAUGCCAGACAGCCAUAAAGUCCUCUUUUCAUUUGUGUUUUCCCUUACAAGCCACGCAUGACAGGUUUUCUCUGCCAUGUAGAGCAAAUUUGUGAUGCUGUUCCUCAAAGAAAGUUACACUUACACACUUUUUUUCUUGGAUACUGGAGAGAAAGAAGAAGAAGGAAACCGUCAAAACGGAGAAUGUCCAGAUCACAUCGCAGAAAAACUAUCCACUGCAAAUAUGUCUGGAUUUGUGAUGCGAGAUGCGAAGGACAGCGAGAUCUGUAAUGCUUGAAUACGAUUAUGGUCUUUUUUUCGUCGUUCUCGACGGGAAUGAAUCGAUCCGCAAGAAGUUGGGGAAACACAACUUCUCAUGCUGUGAUGCAAGUAUCACCAACACAAGUUGUUUCCAGACACCCAGAUGACAUAGUUGCAUUUGAUAAAAACGUAAAAACGUCGACUGCCGCGCCCGUCACGAAAGCUGCUACGACCACCAAGAAAACUACGACCACGACUACCACAACGGACAUCAACAAUGGACUGGUAAGAUGAUAGAGUUUUUUUGUCAUGCGCAGAACGCAUUGGACAUGCAUUUCUGUCAUGCAUGAAUUGCAACGACAAUUAAUGCGCGCUUCAAUCAAAAUUCAGGUCAACCCGCGGUUGCGCGAGAAGUACCACCCGGACCACAUGACCGGGCACAAAGCCUCUUACGGGGUCUUCGCCAUCAUCGGGGGCGUCAUCCUCGGUUUCGGGCUUUUUGUCACGGUUUUCUGCAUAUGCAUUGCAAAAAUGUCUGGGUCUGGAAGGAUGGAAGUUGUGACGCGUGCGGUGGAUCACACAAAAAUCGCUCUUGCGUGAUAGCCAAAAGUUGCCCUUUUCUGACCACCAUGAGAGGGAGUUUCUCAUGCAGGGCAGGCAUGGUAGAGACCUCGCAGAAUCUGUCAUGCUAGGUCCUGCAUUCCAGACGAGACCUCUUGGGCAUAGAAACCCAGCAUGGUAACUUUGUAUUCUUCCAGACCCAGACAUUUUUGCAAUGCAUACUGCAUCUACUACGGACCCAAGUCGAAAUCGAAGGAGAGCGACAUUUCACGGACGCUGAACAAGGACUACGACAAGGCCGCGGGAAAGUCACCCGAGUCGAAGCGCGGCAAGAAGGGGGAGUCAAGUGUGGGUGGAGAGGGGACUUCGUACGGGAGCUAUGAGAGUGCACAAGUAACCCCCCUCACCGCUCCCCUCAGUUGUAUUGUGCAGAACACCAAAUACGUGUUUAGCUGACGAAUUCUGGCGACCCCCCGGGCGCCGUCAUUAGGCUGCUUGGGGGGGUUUGGGGGGGCAAGAUUCAGCGUAGCCGGCUAGGGUUCGGCUAGGGUUCGGCCAGGGUUCGGCCAGGGUUUUCGCCCAGGGUUUUCGCCCAGGGUUUUCGCCCAGGGUUUUCGCCCAGGGUGCGCCCAGGGUUCGCCCAGGGUUCGCCCGGGGUUCGCCCGGGGUUCGCCCAGGGUUCGCCCAGGGUUCGCCCAGGGUUCGCCCAGGGUUCGCCCAGGGUUCGCCCAGGGUUCGCCCAGGGUAUUCUGUGUGUUGUUUUAUGUUCGUUCCUGUAAAAUAAAUGUUGGGGACAGAGGGGGGCGGUGCACUCUCAUAGGAGCUCGGAGUACUACAGCAGUUCGCAGUACACCAGUGGAUCCUCAUAUGCAAGAAAAAACCACUCCCGCGUGUGAGUCUGUACCUGUAGUGAGUAAGUGUGUAGACGUAUGCUGGCCAGGAGCCACGAAGCCCUCUUUUCAUAAGGUGGCGUCUUAAGUGCUAGCAGUGCAUGACAGCCUUGCUCUGUCAUGCGAACAAGAUUUGAUGUCCUGCUUUGCUGUCACUACUUCAAGAAAGCUGAAGCUACUUCUCACAGCACUAAAGCAGCUUUUUUCCUGGAUGCCUCUCGCGUGAUGUCCGGCGGCAGUUCCAUGCAAUCCGGCGGCAGUUUAUCCCAUGAAGAAGUGUGUCUGUGUGAACGGAGUUUAUCAUGCAAUAACAUGCAAAAAGGCUGGCAGCGGCAGCGCUGAAAUUUGUAUUGCGUAGCAUGCUUUAGCUUUCACUUUCUAGGGAAAAUCUGGAACAAUGCCUGGGUGCAAGCCGUGAAAUAAAUCGUUUACGCAUAAAACAUUUUUGUGGUUCUUGAUAAACUUCCUUCCCGCCGAGCAGCGCAACUGCUGCUUCUUCUGCAAGCCGUGCCACCAAGUAUCAACUGCAAACAUGUCUGGGUCUGGAAGAUUGCAAGAUUUGUCAUGCUAGUCUGGCAUGACUCUGCACUCUGUAUUGCGUGGCCAUGAACAGCCUCUCGAGCCUGUCAUGCAAGAACAACGUAGUUUCUCAUGCGGAAUGCGCAGCACAGAAGCACGAAAAAAACUUAUUAUGCCUAGCUGCGCGUUACAGUUCCCUUAUUGUUAUUGUUCACUGACUUGCAUCACAAGUUUCCAGACCCGGACAUAUUUGCAUUUGAUACCAAGAAGUCCAACGCAAUGACGAAGCCGAAGUCGGUUACUUCCUCCGGAGCGAAGCUAUGCAUGGCAAGAGUUUGAUCGCACUUGUGUGAAUUGCAUCACAGAUUUUUGAUUUUCCAGAAUCAACAAAAAAUUGGAGUUUGUGAUGCUGCUCUAGAAAUAAAAUAAAAGAUAGAUCUGUCAUGCGAUUUGCCACGCGGGGUUGUGCGAUACUUUUCCAUAGCAUAACAAUCGGGCUACUCGAUGACGUCCUCCAAGUACGAGGAAGACGGCUACGGGGAAGAGGAAGAGGACGACUACGAAGACGAAACUGCGUAUGGGAGUGUCAGGAUCGAAAUCGUCAAAGGUGAAAUUGUUUGCCAUGCAUAAAAUGCAACGCAGAAAUUGCCUCUAUUGCAGAGGACGCAAGGGAGGCAGAUUGUAGUGCUGGUAGGGGUCGAGAAAUGGGCUGCUGAUUAGCAACACAGAGGGGAGUCCCUUUGCCCUGAACAGCAUGACAAACUGGCUUCCUGUACGGACAAAAUUUGUCAUGCACCGACUAGAAGCUGUGGAUCCAAUUGGUAUCGAUUUUAUGCAUUGCAAGUUACUUUAACUCCGUCGAUUUCAAUCCUGGUACUCCGAUACCGCGUUCCAUUCCGGGGGUGGGAAAAAAUCUAGAAUGUAAGACUCGUGACGUGGAUUCAAAUUUGGACGAUGUUUCUCGCUAGGGUACUAAGCAAAGAGUGCUUGAGUUCCUUUGCCGCGAUGUAUCAUCAUCCUGUCACUAUCUAUGAGUGUGAACAAUUCGGAACUUCUUCCAUAGUUUCAAGAGCGCGAUUGUCAAGUCUACUAGCGUGUUGUUUGACAGUUUCAGAAGUAAAAAAACCCUGUUGACACUAUACUGCUGCAAAAAUUGAUUGUGAAAAAAAAUGUACCGACCCUUUAUCUGAGUUUUAAUUGUCUUGACACUUUGACUAAGUACCAGUGCCUCGAUUGCAGCUAAGAUUUCAGUAUCACAACUACGACUACCCAGUAUUGACUCAUUAUUGUUUACGAUCUUUACGACCUCUGCUGGGCCGCCAGAUUUUAUACCCGAAGAAACGUUAGCUUUCCUGUGCACCUCCACCUUUGAAAUUGAAACGAUAGCAAAAAGCUUGAGAAAUUAUUGUAAAAUUUGAGAACAAAAAUGCGAAGAUGAAUCUUCAAACCUUUGUACAAUACUUGAAACACUACGAGAAAUG
This is a messenger RNA of Amoebophrya sp. A120, 4880 nucleotides long. The record is from the annotation of a GenBank genome assembly. NCBI's taxonomy places the organism in Eukaryota, Dinophyceae, Syndiniales, Amoebophryaceae.